CAAGGCGAUUUCAAUAUAAAUUUGACUCCCUAUCUAUCAUUAUACUAUCUUUCAGUAAUUGCUGUUUCCUCUGCAGCUCACAGACACAUGAAAAUAUUCAACACCCCCAGCAACUCCAGCACCAUCACUGGAUUCAUCCUCCUGGGUUUCCCUUGCUCCAGGCAGGGGCAGAUCCUCCUCUUUGUGUUCUUCUCUGGUGUCUACCUCCUGACCCUCAUGGGCAAUGCUUCUAUCAUCUGUGCUGUGCGUUGGGAUCAGAGACUACACACCCCCAUGUACAUCCUGCUUGCCAACUUCUCCUUCCUGGAGAUCUGGUAUGUCACCUCCACGGUCCCCAACAUGUUGGCCAACUUCCUCUCUGACACAAAGGUCAUCUCCUUCUCUGGGUGCUUUCUGCAGUUCUACUUUUUCUUCUCCUUAGGGUCUACAGAAUGCUUUUUCCUGGCAGUUAUGGCAUUUGAUCGGUACCUUGCCAUCUGCCUACCUCUAUACUAUCCUACCCUUAUGACCAGACAUCUCUGCACCAAUCUUGUGGUCAGUUGCUGGGCACUUGGUUUCCUCUGGUACUUGAUUCCCAUUGUCAUCACCUCUCAAAUGUCCUUCUGUGGAUCCAGGAUUAUUGACCACUUCCUGUGUGAUCCAGGUCCUCUUCUAGCACUCACUUGCAGAAAAGAUCCAAUGAUAGAGCUUGUCUUCUCCCACAUAAAUCUUCUAUCUCUCAUUUUUAUCUUUCUCUCUAUCAUGGGUUCCUAUGCUCUUGUCCUAAGAGCUGUGUUGAAGGUCCCUUCUGCAUCUGGCAGGAGGAAGGCUUUCUCCACCUGUGGGUCUCAUGUGGCUGUAGUUACACUGUUCUAUGGCUCUGUACUGGUCAUGUAUGGGAGCCCAACAUCU
This is a messenger RNA of Galeopterus variegatus (Sunda flying lemur), 891 nucleotides long. RefSeq names its product olfactory receptor 11G2-like. Gene Ontology annotation, biological process: G protein-coupled receptor signaling pathway. Gene Ontology annotation, molecular function: G protein-coupled receptor activity; olfactory receptor activity. NCBI's taxonomy places the organism in Eukaryota, Metazoa, Chordata, Mammalia, Dermoptera, Cynocephalidae. The transcript has a single exon. The record is from RefSeq and is a predicted model, not a curated record. Gene Ontology annotation, cellular component: membrane. The annotation marks the transcript as partial.